AUGUCAUUGCGGUUUUCGAAGAAUGAGCUUUUGCCCGCUGGAGUCGUAGGAGAAGUCGAUGAUGAGGUAGAUUCAAAUGAAUCCGAUGAAAGAGUCGGUUUUUUAUCGUGGAUCGAUAGGAUACUUGUAUCUCCUUCUGAUUUACAUCUUUCAAUGAAUGAAUAUUUUGAAUCGAUAGAUUGGGAUUCAAAGGCAGUUUCUUUGGCAGAACCGUUGGGUAAUAUACUGACUUUUUGUUUUUACGUCAUACGGUUCAUUCAAGAUAAUUUUAUCAGAAAUAAUGACUACGUGAAAUCAAGUAUACAGGAUUCCUUUGAUUUCAGCAAAUCUGGGAAAUUAAACCAAUAUAAUUAUCUUAGUCGCUAUGUGCAACAAUCCUCAUCUCAAAAAUCUAGGACAAAAUUGUAUUUUUUCACAGUUGCAGAAAGGUUUACCUUUCUAUCACUAGUAUCAUUAUUUUCGUUGAAUUUAAUCAUAAGCUACAAAUUUCUUUGUUCCCAAUAUAAAUCAUAUUCCAUAUUUUACCUCGAAAAUGCAAAAGAAUCUCCAAAUUUAACAAAACAUUCGUUAACUGAUUUGAGUCGAAGUUAUUAUGAUGAUAUUAUGCGGGGUUCAGUUUUCUCCAUGUUGAAGCAUUUCUUGCUAAAGAAGAGAAAAAAAUUUGAAAAUUCAGAAUCAUUAAAUAAUGAGCAAUUUUUUUAUCAGUUGAGGAAAUGGAUGCCCUCGAAAUUUCUGACACAUCUAUUUGUAUCAUUUUCUCCUACGUCUAUCAUUUUCCUGAUGUUAACAGAUACAAAUUUUAUAACAGCAUUUGCAUUGGUUUUCCACCAGCUUGUGCUACAUUAUAUUGUAAUAAGAAGGUUUCUAGUGAGGCUUCUAGACGAAUCAAUCCUUUCUAGCUCAAUUAUUUCAGAAAUGAACGCUAAGAUCAUUAAAUCAAAGACUUCGAAUAAAUAUCAAGAUGUGAUGGUUGAUGCCACUCCAUACGGGCAAGGUUAUGUCAAGUUUUGUGCAACGACAAAAGCCAAAAUUUUUGAAAGUCAUACUUUAACGGGUGAAUUGGUUAAAGAGAAAUUUAAUAGGCAAAGGAACGAGUUCGAGGAUAUUAUUGAUAAGCAACAAAUACCACAUAACAAGAUUAUUGAACCGGUAAAUAACCAACUAUAUUGGAACCCACAAACUCAACAAUACAUGAUCAAGCAAGAGUUUCAUCCUGGCGCAUAUUCGACGGGCUUUUCAUCUCCAAUACAUGAUUCCUGCUAUCCAAUCCCACCAUAUGACAUAAGAAGAGGUUCUAUAAGCCCACUUCGACAAUCUGUUGUAUAUAACCAAUCUUCAAGAAGCUCAAGUAAGAGUCCUCACAGGAGCCCGAACAGAAGUCCAAAUAGAAAAAAUUUUGAAUAA
Molecule: messenger RNA, 1404 nt
Organism: Kazachstania africana CBS 2517
Lineage: Eukaryota; Fungi; Ascomycota; Saccharomycetes; Saccharomycetales; Saccharomycetaceae
Gene: NUR1
Product: Nur1p
Exons: 1
Coding region: 1-1404 (467 amino acids)
Biological process (GO): maintenance of rDNA; regulation of exit from mitosis
Source: RefSeq, a predicted model, not a curated record